Messenger RNA from Wallemia ichthyophaga EXF-994, 846 nucleotides. Its product is annotated as golgi family apparatus membrane protein TVP38. Gene Ontology annotation, cellular component: Golgi membrane. Lineage: Eukaryota; Fungi; Basidiomycota; Wallemiomycetes; Wallemiales; Wallemiaceae. The record is from RefSeq and is a predicted model, not a curated record. Gene Ontology annotation, biological process: mitotic spindle elongation; vesicle-mediated transport. The coding region runs from base 1 to 846 and encodes 281 amino acids. The transcript is spliced from 2 exons.
AUGACAUCUCUCAAUCUACCCCAUAAAUACGCGUAUCUGCGUAGAUUGCUUGAUAGAGCCAUUAAAUACUAUCGAGAUCUAAGCACCUCCUCCAAAUUACUCCUCUGUUUCGCUAUUGGCGUACAUCAGUUAUUCGCUUUGGUUGUCUGGUACUACGGACCAAAGGAAAUAUUCGGAUACAUUGCAAAUACCGCUCUCUCUCUUCAGCAACUCAGCUUCGGCUGGCUGAUUCUCGUUAUAUCCCUCGUCAUUGCCUCUUUCCCUCCCAUGAUUGGCUAUGGCAUGCUUAUAUCUGUAUGUGGCUUCGUUUAUGGUUUCCCCUUGGGUAUUCUCCCUGCUGGAAUCGGCUCACUUUCAGGCGCAAGCUCCGUCUUCUUAAUUAGCAGACAACUCCAAAAGACCCGUCUUUUCGGGAGCAAGUUGAGAGCUCUCUCUGUCUCUACAAAGUUUCAGGCGAUAAGCACCGCGAUAACAGAUCGCGGCAUUGGUUUGGUCGUUCUCCUCAGACUCUGCCCUAUUCCUCCCUGGGUAUACAGCAAUCUCGGCUUUAGUCUCCUUCCACCUGAUAAACUCACCUUCACUCAGUUUUUCUUCGCUACCAUUCUCAGUACACCACGCCUUUUCCUCCAUGUCUUUAUCGGUUCACGCGUAUUUGCCCUUUCUGACCCAAAUAAUCAACUCGAUAGCACCACCAAGAUUCUCGAUAUUACUGGUAUUGUCGCAGGUAUGGUCCUCUCCACCCUGCUAGGAUGGUAUGUGUAUAGGGUUACAAUGCACAAAAUCAGUCAAAGCGUCGAUGAAGAGUAUAACAUUGAUAAUGAAAGUCUAUUAUCUGAAUUGAGGUGA